CAGAAGCCCAAAACACAGCUUGCUCUCUCCAGCCCCAAGGUCCCAUCGGCCACUCUGAGCUCGGGGUCCAGGGGAGCAGUGAGGAGGACCCUACACAGGUUCUCCUAAGGUUAGGAGGGAGGGGGUGUCCUGGGAGAGGUCUGAGCUCAGAGAGGAGCCUCUGUCUCUGUCUCUCCCUCACACACACACACACAUACUUGCACCCAUGGGGGGAUGCUGCCCCGCCCCUGGGCUCCAGAGAACCACAUCAGCUGGGUACCGACUGCCCUCAACCAAGCCACCAGCCUUAGUCUCCUCCACUGCCCGGAGUCGCCCUGUGGCGGGCAGGGCCCUUGCUGGUGGCCACCAGGCCUGCCGGGCCCUGGGAGCUGAAGGUGUGCAGCAGGACCAGCUGUGGAGGGAGCUCCUGGAGGCCGAGAGGAGGAGCCAGAGGCGCUGGGCCCAGAACUGGAGUUUCCUGAAAGACUAUGACCCCAUGGGCAACAAGAAGGAGCCCGUGCAGUUGCCAGAGUACGUGCCUCUGUUCUCUGACACGGUCCCCAACUCCAUGAGCCAGGUUGUGGGUAGCAGGGUGGACACGCCCCUGGGGAAAGCCCUCGUCGGCAUGGACUUCUUCUUCGUGGAAGGAGUCCGGAAAAAGAAGCUAGAAGAGGAGCUGCAACCUGCCUAGGAGGGGGGGCCAGGUGGGCCGCCCCGGGGGGUGUGGGGGGAGUGGGGACACCGCCGCAGACCUGGCACCAGCGUCCCAGACAGCACCCCGCAGAUCAGCCCGGGGUCAUGAUCUCCGCGCUCCACACCUUCCGUCAGAGGCCUCUGUGGGCUCAUUUUCACACCUGAGAUGGAGAGGACUCAGGGACCUACCUGCCCGCGUACUUCUUUGAGGAGGGGGUCAGUUUUCUGCCUGCCGCAUAUAGGGAUAUAAUGGUACCGAUUUUGCAAGGUUGUUGCAAGGAUUAAAUUAGUCACAGGGGCUGCUGAGAGGGCCGACUCUCGGGUCAGUCUCUCAUCUCUUUCGUUAUCUGUGUGAGAGUCAGGGCGGUCAGGGCGAGGCUGGAGCCGAGCAGGGCGAGUCUGCCUGCAGGGGAACUGAGUUGAGCCAGUGAAUCACACAGCUUUGGGGGCCCUUUUACAGAGUGCAUUGUUGGUGAGGUGGGAAACCCCAGGCAGGGCCACUACUCUCCUGCCAGCACCAACCGGUUCCCUGGCCCAGCGGCUCUAUCUCACUCUUUGCCUCUGAAAGGGCUUACUUAUAGGAAAAUGGAACUUACCCCCUAAAAUUCUAUUGGUUCCCUGAGCUAACUCCUGAUUGGUCCAUUUAUAGUACUUCAUUUGCAUGGUGCUCACUCCUGAUUGGUUAUUUCUCUCCCUCCUGAUUGGUCCAU
Molecule: messenger RNA, 1382 nt
Organism: Vicugna pacos (alpaca)
Lineage: Eukaryota; Metazoa; Chordata; Mammalia; Artiodactyla; Camelidae
Gene: CIMIP5
Product: ciliary microtubule inner protein 5
Source: RefSeq, a predicted model, not a curated record